Messenger RNA from Pistacia vera, 549 nucleotides. Its product is annotated as pectinesterase inhibitor 5-like. The transcript has a single exon. Lineage: Eukaryota; Viridiplantae; Streptophyta; Magnoliopsida; Sapindales; Anacardiaceae. Gene Ontology annotation, biological process: negative regulation of catalytic activity. Bases 1 to 549 code for a protein of 182 amino acids. Gene Ontology annotation, molecular function: pectinesterase inhibitor activity. The record is from RefSeq and is a predicted model, not a curated record.
AUGGGAAUGGGAACGGGAAUGGGUACAUACGAGUUUUUAAUUGUGUUUGUUGUCUCCCUCAUUCUGUUCGUUAAUCUUUGUAAUGGGAAUGAAGUAGUUACCAAGAUUUGCCAGCAAACUAAAGACGUUCAAUUUUGCUUAAACACAUUUGAAUCAGAUGUACGUAGUAAUGCAGUUGCUGACGCCCAUGGUAUGGCUCUACUAUCUAUUUCAAUAACCAACAAUAAUAUACAAGACACUAUGGAUCGAUUUCCAGAUAUUCGUCAAACAUUAAAAGAUCGAAUCAGUAAGCAUAGGCUAAAUGUUUGCCAAUAUGAUUAUCGCCGUGCAUUCAGAGAGUUUAGAGGGGCUUACUUCCUUGUUGAUAAAAACUCUUACUGGGACAGCAUGGAUGCCGUUGCUAAUGCAACCAAUCGUGUUAUUGAAUGUCAAAAUGUUUAUCGGAGUAGCGACCCAAUUGGCGAAUCACCCAUAGCCGCUGAUAAUCUUAAAGUGAUUAGUUUAUCAGGACUGAUUUCUGCCAUUAUUAAUAUUCUUCUCGGGAAUUAA